Messenger RNA from Galeopterus variegatus (Sunda flying lemur), 2738 nucleotides. RefSeq names its product coiled-coil domain containing 96 (gene CFAP184). Bases 1 to 1611 code for a protein of 536 amino acids. NCBI's taxonomy places the organism in Eukaryota, Metazoa, Chordata, Mammalia, Dermoptera, Cynocephalidae. Gene Ontology annotation, cellular component: ciliary basal body; axoneme. Gene Ontology annotation, biological process: cilium assembly. The transcript has a single exon. The record is from RefSeq and is a predicted model, not a curated record.
AUGGACGGCCAGUCGGAGCACACUGGGGGCAGCGAGGGGGACAGCGGAGAUGAGGGCGGCCUGGCCUCGAGGCCGUCCGAGAGCAAGGCCAGCUCUGGCCCCCAGAGCCCGGCCGAACCCGCGGAGCCGGAGCCGGACCGGGAGCCGGAGAGGGAGCCGGAGGCGGAGAAGGUAGAGGCUUCGGAGGGAGGCGCCGCCGCGUACGCGCAGGCCGGAACCCCGGAAGGGCCGGCGGCCACAGAGACUGCGGGCGAGGGGGGCUCCGGAGCGCCGGGGAGGCCGUCCGAGCCCGAGCCCGAGGAGAGGGCCGAGGCCGGGGACGAGGAGCCAGCCAAGCCGGAACCCGAAGCGGGCCCCCAGGAACCGGGGACGGCCGCGGAAGAGGAGCAGGAGGAGGGGGAGACGAGGGAAGCCCCGUCCUGGGCCUCUCUGCCGCUGUCCACGGCCGGCGGGGAAAAGGCUGCGCCAGCCCCGGAGGCCGAGAGAGAGAGCUCGGAGGGGGAGGACGAGGGCGCGGAAGCACACGCGGCGACAAGUGGCGAGAGGCGGCAGUCUCCGGCCGAGGAGGACUUGGAGUGGCCCGAAGAGGUCCGCAGGCUGCAGGAGCAGCAGCUGCGCAGCGAGCUCCUGGAGCAGUACCGCUCGCUGCUGGUGGAGCGGAGCCGCUACCAGCGCUACAACGUGUACCUGCAGCACCAGAUCGUGGAGGCGCUGCGCAAGAAGAAGGGCCUGGACGCGGCCGAGGUGCCCGACAAGGGCGUGGAGGCCGAGGCCCCCGAGAAAGAGCAGGCGUACUUGCGCUAUCUGGCCGUGCUGGAGGAGCUGAGGAAGCAACAGGCAGACGACCUGGCGUGGUACCACCAGGAACUGGACCAGCUGAAGCAGCAGUGCCAGGAGAAGCUCGCCGGGGUGGAGAAGGAGUGGCGAGGUUUCCAGGCCCUCAAGAAGCAGGUGGUGAUGCAGGCCAUGGGCAGCUGUCGGAUGAGGGGUGGGCGCCAGGCUGCUCUGCGGGAGGUGGAGCAGAUCCAGGCGCUGGAGGAUAAAAAGGAAAAGGAAAUGAGCGCUGUGCGGCUAGAGAACGUGCAGCUGAAGCAGAGCCUGGUGCAUUUUGAAACCAGGAUGAAGGCGCAGGAGGAGUUGAGCGAGGGUCUGCUCUUCAUCGAUUUUGAACAGCUUAAGAUUGAGAACCAGACCUUCAAUGAGAAAGCUGAGGAACGAAAUGAGGAACUUUUGAAACUGCGCAACAAGGUGACCAACAAUGUGCAAAUAGUAACCCAUGUGAAGGAAAAGUUGCACUUUAUGGAUAUGGAAAAUGCAUGCAAAAAGGCACAGCUUUCGGAAAUUGAGUCUCAGGUGGCCCUAGGAAGGGAUAUCUUGACCAAGACUAAGAAAGCCCGAGACAGCCUGCGGAUUGACAACAUCAGGCUGAAUCAGAAGUGUGGGCUCCUGGGCAAGGAAUCACUCCUUCGGGACUUGGAAGAAAAGGUGGAAAAGGCUGAGCUGCUCAGUCGGCGGCUGGAAUCCCUGAAGCGCCAUCACGCUGGGCUGACGUUGUCCUGCAGAGGCGUGAAGCAGAAGAUCCGGGAAGCCAAAGCCUUUCUCCCCUCUUGACACAGUUGAUAAGAGUCAGCAGAACGUGCUCAGUCUCAGCAAACCUUGUCCUUUAUUAACUUUUAUUCUACACGUGUUGCCAUUUUUUAAAAGGCUUGUGAUAUUUGGGAUGGAACUAUAUUUUGUAUUUAUCCCAUAAUUUUUCGGCUUCCAAAUUAGUGCUGAGCACAAAAUUGGGUUAGCAGUCAAUUUUAUAUGGGAUUAAGCAAAAUAGGUCCAGAAAAACAAGAGGGGUGACAAUGUAACUGACUUCUCAUGAAAAGCUGUCAAAAGUCUUUUUAUAUUUGAGGAAUUUCAUAAUUUCAAUAACAGUACUAAGGAGUGUUGUUCCUCUUCCACAUGUAAGUGGGUUUCCAAGUUCAGUGAAUGGGCAGAAUACAAAAAAAAUACCUGUGCAUUAAGCUAAUUAUUAAAUUCUCUUUGGAUUUAUUAAACUAUGUAGUCCUGAUUCACUGUCUCAAUUAGCAGCUCACUAAAUUUUCUUAGAUUAAUCUUAACUUUAAAUUGUUUUGUAUGUAGUUAGCACAAGCUUCUGGGGUAAUAAAAAAUAUUCCAUGAAGCAGGAGAAAUGAUAAACGGGAAAAGGAGCUGGUGUUCCUUCACCUUUCCUUUUUCAAUGAAAGGAAGCUCAGUCUACUAACCAUUAAUGUUUGUUUCUGCCUAAUAAGUCUUCAAUUCUAAUUAAAUGUUUUCUUGGAUCUUCUGAAGAAAUGCAUUAAUCUGUACCAAAAAAUGAAAUUUCAUUUUCCAGCAAAAACAAAAUAAUGAUUGUAUUGUUUUGCCAGGUGCAAAAUACGAGGGUACUUCAGAAAGUCCAUUUCCCUAAUGCAGUAUCAGUGAUUAACUUGGAGCUAGGAGCUUGGUUUCAUUUCUUUUUAAUCUUAGGUUGAAUUUUGGGAUGUGAAGAUUUGGGAUUAAAAGUACCCUCCCAUUCCUAAGUAAGUGGAUCGUAAGAAAGACUAUUUUCUGGGGCUAGAUACCUUUAAAGAAUAGUAGAAACCCCACUCUGGUAGGUUGGUUGUGAGAAUGUCACAAUAGAUUUAUCUUUUUGAUGGCAUGAUUUUGUUUUCUAAAGCAUGUUCCCUUUGAAGUCGAUGAAGAUUGAUUAAAAUUCCUUUUCUAACUUC